This is a messenger RNA of Xenopus tropicalis (tropical clawed frog), 5283 nucleotides long. It is a transcript of the gene ece2, whose product is annotated as endothelin converting enzyme 2. The coding region runs from base 259 to 2559 and encodes 766 amino acids. Gene Ontology annotation, biological process: proteolysis. The transcript is spliced from 19 exons. The record is from RefSeq and is a predicted model, not a curated record. NCBI's taxonomy places the organism in Eukaryota, Metazoa, Chordata, Amphibia, Anura, Pipidae. Gene Ontology annotation, cellular component: Golgi membrane; transport vesicle membrane. Gene Ontology annotation, molecular function: metalloendopeptidase activity; metallopeptidase activity.
AAUAGGGUUUUGUCAUGGUAACCAGCGCGUUUCGAGCUAGAAGCCCCAGCCUGGCUCCCCCUCCUUUGCCUUUCCCUCCCCCUCUCCCAGGCCUUAUCUCCCUGCAAUUUGCCAGGGCUGCCUAGGAUCUCAGGGUUGAGUCGGGGAUGGACAGCGGGCGCUUCGUCCCAGGGCUCCUGCGCAUGGCUUGGGAUCUUCUGGCUCUGCUCAUGUAGAUGCUGCUGUUGCUGCUGCUGCUGCUUCUUUAUCCUCACCACGAUGAACGUUGCGCUUCAGAACCUGAGCAACAGCAUGUCUGACUACAAACGUGCUACAUUUCAUGAUGAGGAUGUUCCAGAACCCACAGGAGAGGGAGCUACAUCCCCUGACACUGUUGAGGUGGGUUUCCGGAAGGGAAGAGGGCAUAUCCUUGGUGCCUUGGGUGGAAGGUCUCAACCAGAGGUUCUCCUUGGGGCACUGAGUGCAGUUCUUGGGGUUCUGCUUCUGGGAAGUCUUAUUGCUCUUGGGGUACAACAGAUGACAGAUAGAUCUCGCUCACUGUGUCUCUCUGAGGCCUGUGUUUCUGUGGCUGGCCGCAUUUUGGAUUCUCUAGAUAGGGGAAUAGAUCCAUGUCAGGAUUUCUACCAGUAUUCUUGUGGAGGUUGGAUGAGAAGGAACCCAUUGCCUGAUGGCCGGUCAAGAUGGAACACAUUUAACAGCAUCUGGGACCAGAACCAGGCAAUUCUGAAACACAUACUAGAGAAUGCAACAUUUAAUUCCAGCAGUGAGGCUGAGAUGAAGACACAGCGCUUCUAUCUCUCCUGUCUGAAAGAACAGAGAAUUGAAGAGCUGCGACAGAAGCCUCUUACAGACCUCAUUGAGAAGAUUGGUGGAUGGAAUAUCUCUGGCAACUGGCGAGGUGAAAACUUUAUGAGUGUUUUGAAGACUGUCUCAGGAACAUAUCGGGCAACCCCUUUCUUCAGUGUUUUUGUUAGUGCAGACUCCAAGAGCUCCAACAGCAAUAUAAUCCAGGUGGAUCAGUCUGGGCUUUUUCUCCCUUCCAGAGAUUACUAUCUGAACAAAACAGCUAAUGGGAAGGUCUUGGAUGCCUAUCUGCAGUACAUGGUGAGUGUGGGAGAACUCCUUGGGGGAAGCCCAGGCUCUGUAGACAUGCAGAUGACACAGAUUCUGGAGUUUGAAACAUUGCUAGCAAAUCUUACAGUUCCACAAGAUGAAAGGAGAGAUGAAGAGAAAAUUUACAAUCGUAUGACAAUCAGUGAACUGCAGAGUCUGGCGCCUGCUUUUGAUUGGAUGGAUUAUUUGACUUUUGCUUUAUCUCCCCUGGAUUUGAAUGACACAGAACCAGUGGUUGUAUAUGGCAAAGAGUAUCUGCAGCAAGUGUCUGAACUUGUGAACAACACUGACCCUAUGCUUCUGAAUAAUUACUUGGUAUGGAAUUUGGUGCAAAAGAUGUCAUCCAGUCUUGAUUCCCGAUUUGAGAAAGCUCAGGACAAGCUCCUCGAGUCACUUUAUGGGGCAAAAAAGUCUUGUACUCCCCGCUGGCAGACCUGUUUGUCUAACACAGAUGACACUCUUGGAUUUGCUCUAGGAUCUCUCUUUGUCAAGUCUACAUUCGACAAGAACAGCAAAAACAUUGCAGAGCAAAUGAUCUCAGAGAUACGAGAUGCAUUUGAGUUAACUUUGGGUGGCCUAACAUGGAUGGAUGAGAAGACAAGGAGGGCUGCUAAAGAAAAGGCAGAUGCCAUAUAUGAUAUGAUUGGAUUUCCUGACUUUAUUCUGGAUACUAAAGAACUGGAUGAGGUGUAUGAUGGGUUUGAGGUGUCGGAGGAUGCAUUCUUCCAGAACAUGCUAAAUUUCUACAACUUCUCGGCAAAACUGAUGGCUGAGCAGCUAAGGAAACCUCCAAAUCGGGAGCAAUGGAGUAUGACACCUCAGACAGUAAAUGCCUAUUAUCUGCCCAACAAGAAUGAAAUUGUAUUUCCAGCAGGAAUCCUUCAAGCUCCAUUCUAUGCUCCAACUCACCCAAAGGCUCUAAAUUUUGGAGGCAUUGGUGUUGUGAUGGGACAUGAACUAACCCAUGCCUUCGAUGAUCAGGGUCGGGAAUAUGAUGAGGAUGGGAAUUUACGUCCUUGGUGGCAGAAUUCAUCUUUGGAGGCAUUCAAAAAUCGUACAGAGUGUAUGGUUAAUCAAUACAACUCCUACACCGUAAAUGGAGAACGUGUGAAUGGAAGGCAAACCCUUGGGGAGAAUAUUGCAGACAACGGUGGCCUGAAGGCAGCAUAUCAUGCCUAUAAAUCUUGGCUGGUUAAGCAUGGUGAGGAAAAACAGCUGCCAGGAGUUGGACUUACCAACAACCAGCUCUUCUUUGUGGGAUUUGCACAGGUAUGGUGCUCUGUGCGCACGCCUGAGAGCUCCCAUGAAGGGCUGGUUACAGAUCCCCACAGCCCAGCUAAAUUCAGGGUCAUUGGGACUCUGUCAAACUCCAAGGACUUUGCAGAACAUUUUAACUGUCCCAAAGGCACUCCCAUGAAUCCUGGAAAACACUGUGAUGUGUGGUAAAAGGCAUUGCUUGCAUGAUCAUGUGUGUAUGUAUGCUGCAUGAAUGUACAGAGUGUGAAUAAAUGCAUUUUCUGAAGGUGAUGAAUGUUGUACUGUGUGAAUUGGGAGAGGCAGACCAAGCUCUUCACUUAAGCUAAUAUCAGAACACUUGCAGAGUGUGUCUGGUAUUAAAGUGCCAGCUAUAGAUGGUUAGGUGUAAGCAAGCAACAGUCCUUAUAAUGUAUGGUGAAUGUAUGCCAACAUUUCAGCUCUGGAAGUACUGUGUAGGGUCUGAAUGUUGGAUGUCAUGAUCUAUACACAAUCAUGCCAGUGCAGAUUGAUCACAAAUUAAUGUUACUAAUUUAGCAUAAAUAUAGUACUUUAUGCAAAAUUAGUAACAGUUAUACUAGUAGGGCAUCAUAACUCAUGUUUUGUGGGCCCAGAAUUGUAGGGGUUCUUUUUGACUUACUGAACUGUUGAAAUGCUAGCUUUGUGAUCUAGACUUUGGGUGGGGGAAAAUAUAGCAUUUCACUUAUGAUAAAAUGGCUAUGGCUCUGUGGCUUAUAAAUUGAUUAGAAGAUGAAGAUAUGUUUGGGCAAAUUUCAUAAGUGGUUUGGGAUGUGACUGUACAAAGGUGUGUACAAACAGGCCUGCUGAUGGACCUAUAAGUACACCUAAAGUAAAACAAAAAAAAAAAGAUAGUGGGAUUUCCACAAUUGGUGCUGUACAAUUGUUGUAGAACAGCACAGCUGUUAUAUAACCUAAUGUAUAUCACAAAUAAAAUGCCUAUAUAAAAUGCCUCUUAUAUUCUCUGUAUGUACCAGCAUAUAUCAGCAACCUGUCACAGCUUUAUGCUAUUUCAACUACAGCACAGAGUACUUUUAAUAGCUUACUGAUACACAGACAUCAACCCUUAUUUUAAAAUGCACACAUAUAGAUUCCCAAAAAGAUUAGUGGCAACCAUGUCAUUUGUGCCAAUUUAAGUGAUGCACUGCCUUAAUGAAUCCUGUGUGUUUGUGAGUAUGUAGUGCUAAAUGUCGAGGGUAAGAAUUACUGUAAGUGGGAAAUUGUAAGUCUGCUGAAUGCUUGGGAAAAGAUAAAAAUUGCUGUGAGUGCAGUAUUUUUAUUGCCUGGUUAGUGCAGAAUACUGUGUGCUAAUGUUGCUGGCUCUGUCAGUUCUGCCUCACCAUACUCAUGACCGUUUGCUGUUUUGGGGGGUGCCUACACUGGGAGGUAUGAUUAACCCCCCCCACCACAAGGCUUCUUUGCACUGUUUGGAACAUAUAUCAAGCUGGCAUCUUGCUUCUGGGACUGUAACAUGCUAAUAUCACACAGGGUUCUGCUAUGCUGUUCAUGGACAUCAACCAUUUUGUGAUAUCCUUUAUAAUUGCUCCCACACUUAUUGUGACCCCCCCCCCCCCCCCAAAAAAAAAAAAGAUUUCCAUGUAUGCCAGUUUUUUUCUUUGGAAGUGGCUUUGGUGUGAUCAUGUGUAAAAUAUAGAUAUACUGAUGAUGAAAGAUUGGAGUGGAUCUUCUAAAGAAAGACAACCCCAGCCCCACAAGAGGAAGACAAACAGAAAAUGAAGUAUAACAACCUGCCUUAAUUUCCAGCAUUAAGUGACAGUAAGUAAAUGGCCAGCCCUGCUCAGUGUCACACAUAUGAUCAUAUGAUCAUUAGGGCAGAAAUCCAUUUAUCACUGCCAUUUAAAGGGAAAACUGAUGUGUUGCUUAGAAAAUGUAACCAAUACCUGCACUGCCAAUUGACAGCCUAAAAUUCUAAAGUAGAAUGAUUUACAGUACUGGUUUGAAUGUACUUUUUUAUUUAAUAUGGUUUGAAGAGGCCUUCAUCUGCGCUCCUCAAACAAUCCACUGCUCUGACAAGUGAGUUGUACUGAACAGUCAGAAGCCUGGUGGAUAACAGAAAUCAUGGCACAGUCAGAUAAUUAAGAGGUAACCUAUUGAUAGUCAGUUAAAUAGUACAACAUGCUAUGGUUUAGCCAUAUAAAGUACAUUACAUGUUAAGGUUCUGUAGACUGAUAGUGCCAUCCCAUGCAAAAGGGAGUGCUGGGGUGAGUCCUAUAUGCAUUUCCAGAAUCAGAUGAUUGGUAUUUGUAGCUUUGUUGCCCACUCCCUACACCUACCUCACACACUGUGAUAUUUGCUGCAUCAGUCCUUACACUUUUGUGCUGUUAUGAUAGGUAAAAUGAAUUAACUCAGGAGACAGCACUAAGCAUGUGACUACUAGCACUGUCUGGUGUCAUCAUGAAAGCAGCUUGAAUUAUCAGCACAAGCAUUUAACCUGGGAAGACUGAUGUUCUGUGACCUAACCUCCAUUUUUCUCAGCUAAAUAUGUCAUGCUUAUAAGAUCUCUAUUCUGAACACAUUAAUUAGCAAAUGGGGUUAAGUGCAGACUUCAGUGGAUCUUUUGGAUUUUGAAAUGUCAAUCUGUGUUUAUACUGUAAAAAAGACAUGGGUGAAAUGGAAACAUUGCAAGACCUGUGAGAUAUCACUCAGUGCUCUUUAAUCUCAAGGAGUCUUACCCGGUCCCAUCUAUUUUGGCCAGUUUCACACUGUGGGAAAUGUACAGAAAAAUGUCACCUACCACUGUUUAUACUGGGUAGAUAGAUGGGAACUGUCUUCUGCUCCUUAAGUAAUAUAACUUAACCUGGUUGCUUGUUGCUUUUCCAUGUUGUGUAAUGUAGAAAUGUUUUAUUUUUACAUGUCUAAUAAACUCAGCAGAAUCUG